AUGAAAAUAAUAAUAAAUAAUAGGAUAAAUGAGUAUUUAAGCAUAGAAUAUGAAAGGUAUAUCAUUUUUAUUAUUUUCUCAUUAUCAAAGCAAUGUAGUGAAUUUGAACUGUAUGAAUACAUAAUAGAUACUGUUGAUAGUGCAUUUGAAUGUAUUGAAUCUAUUCAAACAACAGAGGGUGCAAAUAACGCUAUUAUUAAUGAUUUAAAAUACUAUUUAGAAUCAUAUGUAUUUAAAGACAUAUUAAAGAAUCCACCACAACCAUCAUUUUCAAAUAAUUAUUAUGAGAAAGUAGAUAUUGAUUCAAAAUUAGAUAAAAUAAAUACAAAAACUACAAGUCUGUAUGAAUUUUAUUCAGAAAUUAAUAAUCUUAUUAUUUCAACAAGAGAUUCUCACUUAGCUUUUAGUAUAAAAAAUAAAAAUGAUUUUAACAUCAAUGAAAAUAGUGAAUUAACACUUUUCUAUUAUUUCCUUCCAUUUUCAAUAAAUAUUGAGAAUGAUAAGAAAAUGUAUUUAAUUCCAAGGUAUUCCUUCAAAUUUAGCGUUGUGAAUCCACCAGAUGAAAUAAAAAAGAAUAUGAAUGUACCAGUUAAAACAAUAAAUGGAGAAGAUCCAUUUAAUAUUAUUCGUGAAUUUGGAAAGAAAUAUAUGAGAUUAAAAUGUCCACAUGCACAAUUUACAUUAGCAAAAGAUUAUUUAGUUGGAGGUGUUUUAAGUUAUUUACCAUUGACAAAAGAAUAUUUAAAUACACAAAUAAGUAUUACAUGGGAAAAUGGAGAAAGUGUGAAUGUUAAUUAUAAAAUAUAUAGAGAAACAGCAAGUGUAUCAAAUAGCAAUGAAAAACUAAAACAAGGAAUUAGAAAACCAUUAACUGAAGAAGAAACAAAAGAUAUAAUCAAUACAAAGAAAGCACUCGAUGAAAAUGAUAGAAUUACAAGAAAAUUUACAUCAAAAGAUAAUAAUAUUCAUUUCAUAUUCCCAAAGAAUGGAGGAGGAUAUAGUAUUUAUUCACAAUGGAUAGAAAAGAUAUUAUCACCAUAUGAUGAUGUUAAUUAUAUAGUUUCAUUGAGAGAAUCAGACUACACAAAGCAUAGGUUAAAAACAGGAUUUGCUGUAAAUUUAUAUGAUCCAAAAACAUGCCAACAAAGAAGAAGUAAAUGGACAAGUAUAAUUCCCAUAAUAAAUUCAUUCCCACUUGGAGAUUGGUACUCAAAACCAAAUAUUAUUAAAUAUGGUGAUGUUGAACAUAAAGUUACACAGCCAUCAAUUGAAGUUUUUCCAAAAAAGAAAUUAAUGAAACAUCCAAGAAACCCAACAGAAAUAGUAGUUUAUACAGAUCCAUAUUGUUAUUCAGCAUGUUCAUGUGUAACAAAAGGAUUAAAAGAAUGGGGAGGAGCUAUUCUUGUAGGAUUUGAUGUAGAUCCAUAUGGUAAAGAUGAAGAAUUUGAAGUAGGAUUAUCACCAACUGAUGUUAUUGAAUCUGUUCCUUUACUCCCUCAUAUAUGGAUGGAAGUAUAUGGAUAUAAUCUUAGAAUAAGUGUUGGAGAAAAAUACAGAUAUAAUUAUGAAUACAAGGAAACAAUUCCUAGAGAAUUUUUAACUGAUAUGAUUGAUGAAAGAGUGAAUAUUUAUCAAUUUUCAAAUUAUAAGAUAAAUGAAUUUGCAGAACAAACAAAGAAAAUAGUAGAAAAGUAUAAAACAAAAUGUAAUCCAAAGAAUAAAAGAUUAGUUAAAAGAGAUAGUAUAUGUGAUAAAGAAAUUAAUAUCGAACAUGGACAUGGAGGAUAUGAAUGUGGAGAUAAUGGAGAGUGGAGUACAAAAUGUGUACUAGCUUAUUGUGAUUCAGGAUAUAAAUUUGAUUAUAUCAACAACAAAUGUAUUAAAGGCAUUUGUUCAAGUGGAAUGCCAAUAAUGACAGUAAACCUAGUCAUGAUAAUACUUGGAAUAAUAACAUUAAUUCUCUAA
Entamoeba histolytica HM-1:IMSS is the source of this 1965-nucleotide messenger RNA. RefSeq lists its product as uncharacterized. Lineage: Eukaryota; Evosea; Mastigamoebida; Endamoebidae. The coding region runs from base 1 to 1965 and encodes 654 amino acids. The record is from RefSeq and is a predicted model, not a curated record. The transcript has 2 exons.